AUGGGCCCCGGGCUGCAGCGAGCACUCCACCGAGUGGCCCCUUCUCAAGACACAGCCAUGCACGAGACAGCAGGCUCCAUCACCAGCCACUGGGGGACCACGAGCCGCAGUUACUUCUGCUUCACCACGGCCACCCUGGCUGUAUGUCUCAUCUUCGCUGUGGCGACCAUCAUGGUGCUGGUGGUUCAGAAGUCGGACUCCAUUUCAACUCCCCCAGGAAAAUUCCCCCUUAAAGGAGGAGAUUGCUCAGAGGACAUCUUAUGUAUCCUGCAAAGGGCUCCUUUCAAGAAGUCAUGGGCCUACCUCCAAGUGUCAAAACACUUAAACAAAACCAAGUUGUCUUGGAACCAAGAUGGCAUUGUCCAUGGACUCAGAUAUCAGGAUGGAAACCUGGUGAUCCAGUUCCCAGGUUGGUACUUCAUUAUUUGCCAACUGCAGUUUCUGGUGGAAUGCCCGGAACAUUCUGUUGACCUAACAUUGGAGCUACUUAUCAACCAAAAUAUCAAAAGGCAGACUUUGGUGACAGUAUGCGAGUCUGGAGUGCAAACCAAAAACAUAUACCAGAACCUCUCUCAGUUCCUGCUGGAGCACCUCCAGGUCAAUACCACCAUCUCAGUCAAGGUGGAUAAGUUCCAGUAUGUGGAUACAAAUACCUUUCCUCUUGAGAAUGUACUGUCCAUCUUCUUAUACAGUAGUUCAGAGUGA
This is a messenger RNA of Pipistrellus nathusii (Nathusius's pipistrelle), 705 nucleotides long. The record is from the annotation of a GenBank genome assembly. Lineage: Eukaryota; Metazoa; Chordata; Mammalia; Chiroptera; Vespertilionidae.